This is a messenger RNA of Rasamsonia emersonii CBS 393.64, 1509 nucleotides long. RefSeq names its product Aldehyde dehydrogenase (NAD(+)). The coding region runs from base 1 to 1509 and encodes 502 amino acids. The transcript has 3 exons. Gene Ontology annotation, molecular function: oxidoreductase activity, acting on the aldehyde or oxo group of donors, NAD or NADP as acceptor. The record is from RefSeq and is a predicted model, not a curated record. Lineage: Eukaryota; Fungi; Ascomycota; Eurotiomycetes; Eurotiales; Trichocomaceae.
AUGUCGGACCUCUUCGUCGAGUUGACUGCCCCCAACGGGCGCAAGUACACCCAGCCGAUCGGGCUGUUCAUUAACAAUGAAUUCGUCAAGUCGAAGUCUGGCGAGAAGAUCACGUCCAUAAACCCGACGGACGAGUCGGAAAUUACGUCUGUGUACGCUGCCGGAGCCGACGAUGUCGAUGUGGCUGUCAAGGCCGCUCGCAAGGCCCUCAAGGACCCGUCCUGGAAGCAGCUGCCUCCGACAGACCGAGGCCAGCUGAUGCUGAAGCUCGCAGACCUGGUCGAGCAGCACCGGGAGACUCUGGCCACCAUUGAAACCUGGGACAAUGGUAAGCCUUACUCCGUCGCUCUGAGCGAAGAUCUCAGUGAGGUCAUUACCACAUUACGGUACUAUGCGGGCUGGGCGGACAAGACCUUUGGCCAGACGAUCAGCACGACACCGGCGAAAUUUGCGUAUACUCUGCGUCAACCGAUCGGAGUCGUGGGCCAGAUCAUCCCCUGGAACUAUCCUCUUGCCAUGGCUGCCUGGAAGCUGGGCCCUGCGCUGGCGUGUGGAAACACGGUGGUCUUGAAGGCUGCGGAGCAGACGCCUCUCAGUGUUCUGUACUUCGCCAAUCUGAUCAAGGAGGCUGGCUUCCCUCCCGGGGUCGUCAACAUCCUCAAUGGUCUUGGACGUGUAGCCGGCGCUGCGAUUGUCAACCACCCAGAUAUCGACAAAGUCGCCUUCACGGGUUCUACGGCCACAGGUCGUGAAAUCAUGAAGAUGGCGGCGUCUACUCUGAAGAACAUUACUCUCGAAACAGGUGGAAAGUCGCCUCUGCUGGUCUUUGAGGACGCGGACCUCGAACAGGCCGCCAAAUGGGCCCACAUUGGUAUCAUGUCGAACCAGGGCCAGAUCUGCACGGCCACGUCGCGCAUUCUGGUCCAGGAAAGCAUCUACGACAAGUUUGUUGCGCUGUUCAAGGACGUGGUAGCCACGACCAGCAAGGUCGGAGAUCCUUUCAACGACGAGACUUUCCAGGGCCCGCAAGUCACCAAGGCGCAGUACGAGCGUGUGCUCUCCUACAUCGAGAGCGGCAAAUCCGAAGGCGCUACUCUCGUCGCCGGUGGAGAGCCAUACAAGAACGUGGGCGAUGGCAAGGGCUUCUUCAUUGCGCCUACCAUCUUCACCAACGUCAAGGACCACAUGCGGAUCUACCGCGAGGAGAUCUUCGGUCCUUUCGUCGUCAUCACCUCCUUCAAGACCGAGGAGGAGGCCAUUGCCAAGGCGAACGACACCACGUACGGCCUGGGCGCGGCCGUGUUCACGCGGGACAUCGAACGCGGCCACCGCGUGGCGGCCGAGAUCGAGUCCGGCAUGGUGUGGAUCAACAGCAGCAACGACAGCGACCCGCGCGUGCCGUUUGGCGGCGUCAAGCAGAGCGGUAUCGGACGGGAACUGGGCGAGGCGGGCUUGGAGGCCUACACCCAGAUCAAGGCCGUCCAUGUCAACAUGGGUACGAAGCUGUAA